This is a messenger RNA of Malania oleifera, 1725 nucleotides long. RefSeq lists its product as uncharacterized. Lineage: Eukaryota; Viridiplantae; Streptophyta; Magnoliopsida; Santalales; Ximeniaceae. The transcript is spliced from 8 exons. The coding region runs from base 222 to 1382 and encodes 386 amino acids. Gene Ontology annotation, molecular function: nuclease activity. The record is from RefSeq and is a predicted model, not a curated record.
UGGCUGGUUUUAAGCUGGCCAUGAACACAUACAAUCCAUACAUGAGUGAGUUGAACUUUCUAAAAGUCAGAUUCAUUUUUGUCACAAAUGGAUUUUGCCUUACUGCAAUUUUAUACAUUUUUAAAUAAAAAAAAAAAUAAAAAUUCUGUGAAAAACUGAUCAUCCUUGGUAAGGGAAUGCGGCGCCUGAAUUGAAACUUUCGGAAACGAAAGAACAAAAACAUGCAGUCGCCCCAAGCCAUAGACUGCCAUUUAUCCUUGAAGAAGUGGCAUACUGAGCCGGAGAGGAGCCGGAAGCCCGCAGUCGCCACCUCCUUGUGCCGCGAGCGGUUCAACUUCAACUCCUCUGUGUUACGAACCCUUGGCCGGAAAUUCGACGUCAAAGCGCUCCACAAGCUCUUACGAAGCAAUGAUUGGUACCGUCUCCAUCGCACAACCAGUUGCAAUUCGAUUUUCAAUGACUGCAUCAGGGGCUUUUGGAAUUGCAUCCAGUUAAGAUUCUUUAAUAUGACUUGGAGAUGCACUUCUCGAAUGAUUUCCGUUUACUUGUUAUGCUUCAAUCUUAUUUCUGAGGCACAUAUUUAUCCUUCUUCUCCACUUGCAUAUGCUUGUGAAGAUGUUAAGAAUUACUAUGCCUCUGUGGACCAUUUGAAAGGUAAAGUUCUCAAGAAAAAAUUGAAUUCCAUCAUUGCUGCUCACCAGUCCUUACCCUACAAAAAGGUAUGGGAUGCCCUCAAGAUUCUUGAUGCCGCUGAUGUUGAUAAUCCGGAAGCUUCAUCAGGGGUAGUUGAAGUUUACUCCUUAAGAGUUGUCUCAAAGCUCUUAGCAGGAAAACCAGACGGAUGGAACAGGGAACAUCUGUGGCCGCGCUCUUAUGGUCUAACUUAUUCAUCCUUUACUGACUUACAUAAUAUUCGCCCAGCAGAUGUGAAUGUGAAUUCAUCGAGGGGAAACAAGUACUAUGGAGAAUGCCCUCUUAACUCAACUAAAUGCUUGAAGCCAGCAAACAGGGAAGCUUCUUCUGACACAGAAACAGACGAGGAGAGAUGGGCACCGCCUGUGAAGGUCAGAGGAGAUGUUGCAAGAGCAUUAAUGUACAUGGCAGUGUGCUAUGGGUUCCGCCAACCUAGUGGGGGCCACAUCCUUCAUCUUUCGGAUUCUCCAAGCAUUGAAAACAGGGAGAUGGGACUGCUUUCUACCCUAUUGAAAUGGAAUGAAGUAGACCCACCUUCAAGAGAAGAGAAGUUGAGAAAUCAAAGAAUAUGCAAGCUUUACCAGCACAAUAGAAACCCUUUUGUUGAUCAUCCGGAAUAUGCCAAUCUCAUAUGGAAGCAAAUCAUUCAAAGUCAUCGACGCUUUUAUCCUCCUGCGGCAAAGGUGUAGCCCAAUGAAACUCACUAAUAUGAGAAAGGAAGCACAAAGAAAGUAGGAAGAGCAUGAAAACAGGUUUUUUUUUUUUCGUAGUGGGUCAGAAGUGCUGAAUAUUGAAGAAUAUUUUGGGCCUCAAGUCUCUCCCUUAGACCAUGCACCUAGAACUAGGGUUGCACAGCAUCAUCAAAAAGUAUGCUUGCUGGGAAAUUCUCAGUCUGUUCCUCACCAAACCAAAAAUAUUUAGACCUGUUGAAGACUUUCUGUUAUGUAUUCUUUAAUAAUUUUUAAAAUUAUUUAUAGAUUUAUAGAAGUUGGUAGCUUAAUGAUUAAUAUGCUAAUCGACAGCUUAGCUUAA